CGGUUGUGUCACGUGGGCCCCGCUCCCGCCGCCGCUGCUGCCGUCGUCUUUCUCUGUCUCGACUGAGGCAGCCAUCUUGCUCUUGCCGCGUGCUGUUGUUGGAGGACCCUCCCUGCUUCAGAUUUACCAACAGCAUGAAUCAAGAAAAGUUAGCCAAACUUCAGGCUCAGGUCCGGAUAGGGGGCAAGGGUACAGCUCGCAGAAAGAAGAAGGUGGUACAUAGAACAGCUACGGCUGAUGACAAAAAACUUCAGAGUUCUCUAAAAAAACUGGCUGUGAAUAAUAUAGCUGGUAUUGAAGAGGUGAACAUGAUUAAAGAUGAUGGGACAGUUAUUCAUUUCAACAAUCCCAAAGUCCAAGCUUCCCUUUCUGCUAACACCUUUGCAAUUACUGGUCAUGCAGAAGCCAAACCAAUCACAGAAAUGCUUCCUGGAAUAUUAAGUCAGCUUGGUGCUGACAGCUUAACAAGUCUUAGGAAGUUAGCUGAACAGUUCCCUCGGCAAGUGUUGGAUAGCAAAGCACCAAAACCAGAAGACAUUGAUGAAGAGGAUGAUGAUGUUCCAGAUCUCGUAGAAAAUUUUGAUGAGGCAUCAAAGAAUGAAGCUAACUAAAAGUUUUUCUGGAGUUUGGAAGCUGGCAUGGACUAGAUUUAACAAAUCAGCUAUGUGGUUCCAAAGUUUUACAGACAUGGAGAACAUCAACUGUUACUAGUUCAGUAAUAUAAAUAUUUUGUAUAUUAAUAAUGCUGUUUGUUCAGCAUUUUUCGGUCAUUUGAUUUUGCAUUUUGCACUUCCUCCCAGGAUCUAUUCUUUCGGUCAAAAUACGAAGUAUUGGUGCAGUUUGAGGGUGUUUUGGUGUUUGAUUCUCAGUUUUCUGUUUUGUUUUUUUUGUUGGGGUAUUUUUGGUAUGUGUAUGUUUAUGUAUGUAUGUGGGUAUGUGUGUAUACAGUGGAGAGCAAAUUGGAAAACAGUUCUAUUUAUCCUCCUUCUUCCCCCAGUAGAAAAUAAAACAAAUCUUUACAUUUGUUAUUUUUAAUUUUUUUCUAAUAAUGCACAGAAUUAAUGAAAAGUGAGUAUCUUGGAUUUCAGAUCUGAGGAGAUUUUACCCUUGGAAGUUUGGUUUUAAUUUGCUUUGUUAACAUAUUUUUUAUACAUUUCUCUGGGUUUAAAAUGUCUUGAGAUAUUUUGCCACCAGCUCUGUGUUGGCAUAGGGGGUAGCGUAUCUUUGGUGCAUUUGCCUUAGAUUCACUUACCUAGUCAGACCCAGAAGAUUUUCUUCUAGCUUUCUUCCUAAAUGCCUUUUUCCCUCUCCUCUUGGUCUCCCAGUGGCCUGGUCAGCCUUUGGUAAUGCUCUUCCUCAUCUUCUACCUAGCCUGAGAAGGAUGUUCUCCAUAUAGAGUUAAGUGAGUGCCUAAUCCCUCUUUUGGUAAGACAUUUUUCCCUCAUCUUGAGGAACAGCAGCUCCAUCUUCAACUUUUUAUUUCCCCCUUGACUCUAUAGUUUGGUAGAUUUCAAACUGGAAUAGCUAGCAUGUGUUUGCUAAAUAAUUUUAUGCCAGCCUUAUCCUGUAUACUAGCUGUUCUUAAUAGCAGGUGCAAAAAUGCCUGUUUUCAGCAAGGUUAAAAUUAGGAGUGUCCUUUUGAGUCAGAAAAAGAUAGGCCAUAGACUCAUUCCCCAGCACAAAUGGUCAUUCUAUGAAAUGGUACUGGCUCCAGGAGGAUUUCUUCAGUCACUCUCCUACUCUUGGUCUUGAACCUACCUCUGGAUUGGAUCUUACUGUUGUAGCUGCUCACAGCAUCCUCCUGCAUGCUUAGAGUAAUGCUUUUGGGGGAACACUAGUAAAAUACAGUAUUUAUUUUUUUCACCUCCUUUCAGAGGACUUGGAGGUAAGUUGCAUUCAUUAAUUCAAGUUUCCCUCUUGCUGUCUGAUGAUAAAAGCUUGCAUUUUGCUAUAUCAGCAUUUGUUACAGCCAAUAUUUAAGGAUAAGAUUUAGAAAAUCUAUCAUUUCCUGGCCCACCAGCAAACUAACUAUGGCUUAACCUUGCAGCAUAUCUACUUUUGUUUCAAGCUAGAUAUCUUUAUUUGAUAUCUAAAGUGCAAGACCAACAACAUAUCAAGAGAUCUAUAGACAAGAAGGCAAAGCUCUUCUAUUUUUUUCAUCCAGACACUUCAAUUUAUUUUAUAAAUUUGUUCGUUUUUCCUGCUGUUUUAUAUAAUAUAUGAACUUAACUACAAAAUAAAGUAACAGUAAUAAAAUAACAAAAGAGGAAAAUAUUUCCUCUUGUGCUUCUCUUAUUAUUGUCUACAGAAUUUCCUUCUUUUGUAUUUCCUCUCUACUCCCCAACCCCAGAUGAAUUUCAGCCCAGUCAUUAUUUGAAAUAAUGUUUCAUCCAUUGUUAGGUUAGUAGCUCUAAAUGAUCUACAUAGUCCAGAAUUCUUUUCCUCUGACUGUCCCUGAUGGGCACAUUGUGGGAUCAGAGAGAGUUACGUAGACUUCCAAGUGAUUAAGGACAUAUAAGAGAUAGUAUAGCAAAUGAAAAAAGAGCACUCAUCUGGAAGUCAGGAUACUUGGAUCCUAGUCCAGGCUUGGCAUUUAACUAUGUGACCUGGGCAGGUCACCUAACUACUCUGAAGUUCAUCAUCAGACAAGUAAGAUGUUUCUAAAGCUUAAUAUUUUUUCUGCUCCUGUAGUUCGGUGAAUCUCAUUUCUGAAAAUUCUCAAGGAACUGAUUUUAUAUAUUUUCAGAAAUGCCUGUUUUUAUCAAGACCCAUAAAGCUUUUUUGUAUGUAUAUACUCUACUCUUUUUCCUUUUUGAUCACAUUGUAACUACUCACCCAGAGGAGCUCUGGUCAGUACUUCCUUUUAUCCUAUGGACAACAACUCUUAAUGGCUAGCUUCCUUUGGGUGCAAUGAGCCAGUAUUCUUUUUUGUUUUGUAUUUUCAUACCUUCCCCUUUCCUGGACAAAGCAUAUUGAGAUCUUAAUCCAAAGAAGUGUUCCUGCCUUCAGAGUGAGCAAGCAUGGAUAAGAGUAUGGAUGAAACUUUUGUAAAUAGUGUUCUUGGCAUAAAUAUUAAUUACACAGCUUUUUAAUAUAAGGUAGUUACUAAAUGUAUACUUUCUACGAAGAUCAUGUAUUUAUUGCCAAGAUAACUAUAGAAUAAACAUUUUCUGGGAAAAUUCACCUUAAAAUUUGGGAAUAAUUCAAGAAAUGUCUGUACAAAAUCGAUUCAUGGUCUUAGUUUUUGUGAUUAGUCCUUUCCAUUCAUGUGAAGGUCCUCAUUUAUCUGUCUUGGGGAGGCCCAAAGGAAAUAGUUGGGACCCUAUACUUGUUUUAAUCUUACUCUUCCUAUUAAGUAAUGGUUUAAGAAUUGGGACGCCUGGGUGGCUCUGUCGGUUGAGCGUCUGCCUUUGGCUCAGGUCAU
Messenger RNA from Neomonachus schauinslandi (Hawaiian monk seal), 3424 nucleotides. It is a transcript of the gene BTF3L4, whose product is annotated as basic transcription factor 3 like 4. The record is from RefSeq and is a predicted model, not a curated record. The coding region runs from base 135 to 611 and encodes 158 amino acids. The transcript has 6 exons. NCBI's taxonomy places the organism in Eukaryota, Metazoa, Chordata, Mammalia, Carnivora, Phocidae.